Messenger RNA from Talaromyces amestolkiae, 882 nucleotides. RefSeq lists its product as uncharacterized. The transcript has 4 exons. Bases 1 to 882 code for a protein of 293 amino acids. NCBI's taxonomy places the organism in Eukaryota, Fungi, Ascomycota, Eurotiomycetes, Eurotiales, Trichocomaceae. The record is from RefSeq and is a predicted model, not a curated record.
AUGUCGGAUCAACAUGGCCGAGAUUGGACGGAGGAGGAGAAGUAUGCUUUGCUUACUGUGAUAUUAAGAAACUCUGGCGUGCCUUCAACGUCUCUCUUUGGUAUCUUUCGACAGUUCAAUGUUGCACCAUCGUGGCAUGAUGUGCCAUUGCCGCCAGGCCGCUCCCUGAAUGAAUGUCGACAACAAUUCGACUCGAUGUGGCAGACCCAUCAGUCCCAGCCGUCGUAUCGUCAACCAGAGCCAUGGCAAGGUCCACCUCCGCCAGCUGCGUUUCCAGCGAUGAACCCAGGCCCGUCUCACGCGCCACCUCAUCAGGUCGCUCUUGAACCUUUCGGAUCACGGAAAAGGCCAUUCUAUCCACCAGAGAGGCCCUCGACAUACCCACGUAUCCAGCCUCGGCCUCCGCUUGGUGGCGGUCCAUUCAGUAGCGAAAGUGGCUCACCAGCCCCAACAUCUCCAGGCUGGACGGAGGGCGUUGCAGGAAAAAGUGCAGAACCUCCUAGAAAACGAGGUCGACCGAGUAAAGCGGAAUCGGAGCGACGCAAAGCAGAGGCAGAAGCUCGAGGCGAGACCUACCCACCAUCGCGACGCAGGACAUCGAUGAGCAAGCUGCCAGCUACGCCUUCAGGCGCAGCUAGCGCCACAAGUGAUGGUUCAAUGGUAUCACCAAUGCAGACAGCACAUACGCCGGAAAUGCCCAAACACGAACCAUCACUGGAGGCUCUGGCCAAAGAUAUCUCGACAGGUCAAGCUAAUCGUGCGAGCCCGCUUGCCUCAGAAGCACCAGAUACGGAUCCGCCUUUCUACAUCGCGACCGGAGGAGGACACCACGCAACCAACGGCGGCACGUCAAAUCAUUCAACAUUCGGAAGCAGCCCCUAG